GAUUGGCACAGGCCUUGACAAGACUAGCGGGUAUCGAAAAUGGGUGGAUGGAUUUAAAAAAAAAUAAAAUAAAACGUUUUGACGUUUGUUUAAUAUCUUUCUGUUAAUAACCGUAACAUGUCACAGUGUGUGGGGCUGCACCUUCUGAAUGACUGCUGGAUCUUCUUCCUGUACCCAGCGGCGGUGAUGAAGCACUCAAGGCGUGAUCUUCCGCGUUGGCUCACGGCGCUGCAGUGUUGUCAGACGCCCUCAACUCUGUUCACUGCACGCAUGUUGAAAUAUUCACAUUUGGAACCGAGUCAAAAAGAGGAAAUGAGUCUUUCAUCGCUCGCUCCUUGUGCUUCUGUGAGUUUAAUUUCGUAGUACCGCUGAAGGGUGACGCUUCAAGGCAAAAUGAAAGACCGACUGUGCGAGCUGCAGACCUUCCCCUCUGCCCCCACAGAGGAGGAGAGGGGCCCCAACGAGGACGAGGAGCUGCUGGAGCAGCACGCUGUCGUCUUCCAGGGCGAGGACGUGAUGGACAGCAUCUACAAAGACGCCCAGAUGAUGAGGAAGGAGAUGCUGCUUCUCAAGUUGGACGUGAAGCGCAUGGGGAAGCAGAACACACGCUUCCUCACGUCGGUGAGGAGGUUUAGCAGCAUUAAGCGGGACGCCAACGCGCUCGGUAGGGACAUCAAGGCACGGGGGGAGGCCAUCUACGCCCGGCUGGAGAAGAUGGGGAAGCUGAGCAAGGAGCUGGAGGAAGAGCAUGGCCCCACGUCGGCCGUGGCUCGCAUGGUGCGCUCGCAGUAUGUGUCCCUGACCAGCGCCUUCCAUGAAGCCAUAUCCGAGUUCAACGAGGCCGAAAUGAUCCAGAGGGAGAACUGCAAAAACCGCAUCCAGAGGCAAGCGGAGAUCAUGGGCAAGGAGGUGAGCAGGGAGCAGAUAGACGAGAUGAUCGAGACGGGGAAGUGCAACAUCUUCGUGGAUAAUCUCCUCCAGGAGGGCAGGACUGCUAGGUCGGCUCUGAACGAGAUAGAGAACAGGCACAAGGAGCUGCUGGAGCUGGAGAGCCGCAUCAAGGACAUCCACGAACUCUUUUUUCAGCUGGCGCUGCUGGUGGAGGAGCAGGGCUCCAUGCUGGACAACAUAGAGGCCAACGUUGGCGCGACUCAGGACUACGUCGCCAAGGCUACGGUUGAGAUCAAGAAGGCUGUGAAGUACAAGAAAAACAAUCCGUGCAAGAAGCUUUUCUGCUGCUGCUUCCCUUGCUGCAAAUGAGACUUGUUUAGCAAAACGAUUCCUUUAUCCAUAUCUACAGAGCUGACCCCAGGCAUGAGCACAAUCUUCAAAUUUGUGUCUACUUUUAAGUGAGUUUUAAGAUUACGGGGCCUUAAAUCAGCUGCUGCCCCAGGAUCCUGUAGAAUCUUGGGCCGGCCAUGUGUCUGUGUCUAUUUAAUUUAAAGUGUUGCACUGCAGCCCAACAUCAGUACUUUGACAUCACAGUUCUUUUUGUUUUUUUACAGUGUUAAGAAGAAGGAAGAGUCACUUCAAACCACACACUCAUGCAAAACUGAGAGUGUAAUUUGGAUGUUACAUUUCCUGAUUGUUACUUUGAUUAUAUUUUAAGCAGCUCCCUCUGACCUCCUGUAAAGACAUAAAUCUAAAGUACAAUACCUUUUAACUUUGUGUUUAGGCUCUCAGCUUUGUCAUUUUUGCAGUGUAAAAUAUUUAAAUGUGAUUUUUUUUAAAGUGAGAUUAAAUGCCUUCGAGUGGUUUGGACGGCGCAAGCAUGAAACUGGAAAUAACAGCGGUUCUGGUUCCUGCUGCAGCUGCUGUUGUUCAGCAGGUCUUUAGAAAUACAUUAAGGCCUCUAAUUAAGGGAAGAUAUGUUUACAUGCUUUACGAAACUAUAGCCUGGCCAACCUAAUUCACCUACAGGCCUUUUGUUGUCUUUCUCGACUGAGAGCUCCUGCAGUUUCAGAUGAAAUGGUAUUAUCUUAAGUCAACAGUACACAACAGAAGCCAGUCACGUAAUACGUCAGCUUUUCUCGUGACCUGAAUCUAUCUAUGUGUUUGCUAAGGCUGAGGAACAACAAUAGAAUGGAGAGCAGAUCAGAAGGCUCUCGGUUCGUGCAGCGGGCCUUCUGGCCGCGCGACAGCAAGGUGAAAAUGUGCGACACGCCAUCUCCCACAGGAGGUGCCAGUUGUCAGCUGGUAACAUGAAGGUGAGUCAGAUGGCCGUGGUUGUCGUGGGCGUUUUCAAACUGCAACGUCGCCACUCAAUGUUGAAAUGAGUCUGCAAUGAUUGCACUUCCUCCAUCAGCAGCAUCGCUGUGGUUUACAUGGCUGAGGCAGGGGGGGCUUACAGGCAGUGUGACCAGCUCUGUCAGAGGCGUUGCACCAAGACUUUACAAAGUUGCCCGUCGUCCGCACACGACUGCUCACGUUUGUUUUGUUGUGGUUAGCUGCAGACCCCAGCCUGGCAGAGAAGGUUUAGGUGUAGGAGAUUAGAGUCGAUGGGCUAAAUCCUUGUGGGUUUGCAACCCCCAGGUUUGAUGGGAAGUGUGGCUGUUUGAGAGUUAUGUGUGGGCUUAUUGCCUGUACAUGUAGGAGGGUGGGAAACUCAAGAAAAAAUUCCUUUAAAAUAUUUACAUAUGAUGAAUAAGGGCUUUUCAUCCAGGCUUCAAAGUUAAGGACAACAUUUACAUUAGUAAUCUUGGAACAUCAUUAAGUCACUUGUCAAUUUUAACCUUAUUUAACUAUUUUUAUAAUGCUGUCCGGUCUUAACACACAGACAAAACAGUAUCGAAACUACAAGACACAAGGACUCAUUAAACAUUGUUGUGUGAAUUUGGUGCCAUCUAGCUGUAAGCAGGGUUUCUGCAGGUUUCACCAAUUCAAAUACAUUUUAAGUCCAUUAUCAACGAAAUUUAAUGGACAUUUUUGUACAUGGCAAAAAUGUACAAAAUAACACUCCAUAUUUUAUAUAGUUGUAGUUCCAAGCUUUCUUGCACAGAAUGCACAGCAUCGUAUGGGUUGGCAACAGAAGCAAAUCAGUAGCAAAGACUGUCGUCCAGCAACUGGCAAUAAAAUGACGCUUUUAUCUAGACGCACAACGCUAGCUAGCUAGCAAGGGUAUGCUAACAGCUAGUUAGCAGUAGCCUCAAGUCACAGAACGUCAUAAAAAUACCCGUAUGCGACGCAAACGUUUGCCUGGCAGAAAAAUCCCAUGGUAAAAAUAUACGAGAUGAAAUAGUCCUUGAAAUGUGCUCCUGUAUGUUGGUCUGUCAAAUAAAAUAACAGAAUUUAGUGGUUCUGUUACAAGGAUUAUGAAUACGUUUCCGAGAAACUAACCUUAACAAAUCCAUAAAAAAAUUAGACCCUUUUACCAAAACAGGACAAGAAAGGAAAUGGAUCAUAUUUUAAACUAUUAGUAUAAAUUUCUAGAAAUUUUUUUUAGUGUGAACAGCAAACACCGAGUGCUUAUUUGGUUAAAACUGAUUGAGCUCUUACUUUAGACCAGGAAAUUUAAAAUAAAAAAAGUUCUGUGUAAACAUGGCAGUUUUCAGUUAAGAAUGGUGUUAAACCUGCAUACACAUCAAUAAAUACAAAUAAAUGCAUAAAUACUGGCAGAUCUCUUUAUUACCUACAAACAAACUGACAUAAUUUGGUGCGAGAAAAACAAAACACAGGAGUGAAAAUAAAAGUUAAAAUACUGUCAACACACUGCAGACACAAAAAAUGGCUACAUUUAGAAAAUCAGCAGAUUAAUUUUUUUUUCUCUUGCCUUCUUCCUGGGAUCAUGAACUUAUGGACCGAUGAAUGACCAGUUCCCUUACUAUACAAACAUCUGUUUAAAUUUGAACACUGGGCACAUGUGAUGAAGUAUAGCUUAAGUACCUGGUGGUUCAAGUCAAAAGAAAAGUGAAAAAAGUAAUCCAGAUGCCUAAAAAUAUUUGUAGAAAAAAAAAAUAUAUAUAUCAAUCUGCAGCUGAACUGAUUAAUACAUGUUUCAAACUCACAUGCAGAGUGACAGCAAAAUAUCAAGCAAAAACAAACCGGUCACCUGUAGGAGUUUACAGUACAUGCAUUCAUGUGCAAACCAAUAAUUCACAUCUACACCUAACUGAGGCAGGUUUCUUAAAAAAAAAAAAAGCUUAAAGUACCAAAAUAAAAGUGUAAUAGCACAAGUGGAUAAAAAAAUAAAGCUUUGAGUUUACAGCAACCUCUAAAAAAUAUAUAUAUACAUAAAGAGGAGGGGGAAAAAAAGAUGAAAACUGGCAGCUAAAACCUAAAGUAGCUGACAUUUUCUGCUACCUUUUAUUAAAAAAAACGAUUCAAGCAUUUUCUUUCAAACAGAAACAAAACACACGGUGUUUCAAAACGUGUUUUUAUGCUAACGAAACAAACCUCAAUAUCUGAAAAACAACCUGUUUUAAUACAUCAGCAAUCAGAAAAAACACCCAUAAAAUCUUAGAUUUCUCUGUUGCUGCACUACAACCUGUGCUCGUCAUACUGUGCGCUGUGAUCGUCGUCUCACAACCAACAUCACAACAAAAACAUCCUAAAACCCUGAGACGCCAUCCAUUUUUACCCACCUGGCAGGUAAUGGCAAAAACAUUCAACACAUCAAAAUCAAAGAUGAAAAAAGUAGUGAUGUUCAAAAUCAUUGGUUAAGCUUCCUAAAACCUGGCCAGCAGGGUUUUAUGUCACUUAUGUUUUCACCAAGUACAUUCAUAUUCAUCUCAAUGCUCCAUUUAGAUUUUUGGAGCAAAGAACCCACAAAAAAA
Messenger RNA from Poecilia latipinna (sailfin molly), 4772 nucleotides. It is a transcript of the gene stx11a, whose product is annotated as syntaxin 11a. Bases 394 to 1260 code for a protein of 288 amino acids. The record is from RefSeq and is a predicted model, not a curated record. The transcript is spliced from 2 exons. Gene Ontology annotation, molecular function: SNAP receptor activity; SNARE binding. NCBI's taxonomy places the organism in Eukaryota, Metazoa, Chordata, Actinopteri, Cyprinodontiformes, Poeciliidae. Gene Ontology annotation, biological process: exocytosis; synaptic vesicle fusion to presynaptic active zone membrane; intracellular protein transport. Gene Ontology annotation, cellular component: synaptic vesicle; presynaptic active zone membrane; SNARE complex.